Molecule: messenger RNA, 665 nt
Organism: Arabidopsis lyrata subsp. lyrata
Lineage: Eukaryota; Viridiplantae; Streptophyta; Magnoliopsida; Brassicales; Brassicaceae
Exons: 1
Source: RefSeq, a predicted model, not a curated record
AUAGUUAGACCACUCCAUAUAGUAUAAAUAAUUUACUAAAGUUUAUUACAAUCUUCCUGCAUAUAUAUAUAUAUUGAUUUGAUUAACCUAUAUCACCAGACUCCACCACCCACACAUCCUCCUUUGUCACAAGACACUACCAUCAUUCCCGAUAUUCGACUUCCGCGAGUAUCAACAUGACGCAUGAUGUUGCUGUUGGGGAUAACUCCAUCACGGAUGUUAACGAACAGACCUUGUUUAUAACGUUUGCUCGUGGAGUUCCUAUGUCGCAGGAAGAGGUGAAGCAAUUUUUCACCUAACAAUAUGGAGAAAAUUGUGUUCAAGGCAUUGACAUGGAAAAUAGAGAUGGUCAAGAGCAAUCACUAUAUGCGAAGUUGGUCUUGGACUCGGUUGCUACCAUGAAUCACGUACUCAACGAGUGGCAAACAGUAAAAUUGUGGUCUUUAUCAAAUAAUAAAUCAGUAAAGUUGAAGAUCAACGGGAAAUUAUUUUGGGCUCGUAAGUACGAGAGGAAGAAUGUAUCUAUAAUUAAUUAAGUAAAUCCCAAAUGGGAUAUAGUUUCUGGUUUUGUUGCACCUCGGAUGCAAAAGUCUUUAUAUUAUGUUAUAUAUGAUGUAGUCUAUAAUAACUAAGAAAAAAUAAAUAAUAGUAUAUGUUAUUAUUAA